AUGGCAGUCAGAGUUGCAGUUAUAGGUGCAGGCCCUGGUGGCCUGGUGGCCCUCAAGACCUUACUAGAGGCAUCGACGCCGGAAAAACAGAUCGAGGCUUGUCUAUUUGAAGCCGAAGCAGAUAUUGGUGGUACAUUCAACUAUCGAUCCUACCAGAAUGCAGAACUGGUAAGCAGCAAGCAGUUGACGACCUUUUCGGAUCACCGCCUGCCGCUAGAUACUCCGGACCAUAUCUCACUGCCUGAAUAUGUGGAUUACCUCCGGUCUUAUGUUCGCAGAUUUAAGUUGGGGAACCAUAUCAAGCUAAACAGCCCCGUUGUGCGUGUCGAGCGACUUCUAGACGGCUCCCAGUGGAAACAUCGAGUGACCUAUCUGGAGACAGACGCCGAAGAGAAGCAGGAAAGGGUUUAUGAUUGCUCCCAUAUCGCUAUUUGCACCGGAUUACAUGUUGAACCCAAUAUUCCAUCGAUCCCCGGAAUUGAGAAUAUCAACGGAGAUGUGUUUCAUUCAGCACUUUACAAAGAUCGCUCUCAGGUGGCAGGUCGGAAUAUCUUAAUCCUGGGAUGUGGUGAAACGGCCAUGGAUAUUGCCUACGAAUCCAUCAAAGCCGAUGCCAAAUCCGUCACGAUGUGCUUCCGGACUGGGUUUCUCUCUUUUCCCAAGUCACUCAGUCGCUUUCAGGUAUUCGGCAAGACUUUCAGUGGAGGUCUUCCCAUUGACGGCCUCAUCACAAAUCUAUUCGAGACCGCAUACGUGCACCGGGCGAUCGCUCAGAGCAGGUUACGCUGGUUCGUCUCUGACUUUGUCAUCAAGCGAGUUCUGUGGUUCCUGACUGGCACCCAAGCUGGUAUGAACCAGCAUAUCGGUGGUCUUCCUCGUGAACGACUAGGCAGGGCUUUUGUGUUCCUCAACAAGAGUAAUAAGGCGAUGCCCUAUCUCAACCGGCCCUACCAGCGACAUAACCCUUUCUUAGCCUGUAUUGGGAAUCGCUAUAUUGACCCGCCAGAAGAUGCAAACUCCGACCGAGUAGUCGAUACUUGCACAUGGCCGGAGUCCAUCGAUGAGACAGGAAGAGUUACUUUUCAGGAGAUUCCCAACCGCAAGGAUUGGCAGCGUCUGAAGAACAGGGUUAUCAAGCCAGACUGUGUGGUCUACUGCACUGGGUACAAACAAACAUUCCCAUACCUCGAUAGGACAUAUCCCACGUCAGCAGAUGCCAAAAUUCGAAACAUAAUUCAUCCAUCCCACCAAGAUAUCGCCUUCAUUGGCUUUGUCAGACCCGGCGUCGGUGCCAUCCCCCCGAUUGCUGAACAGCAAGCCAUGUGGUGGACUGCCCUUAUUACAGGCCAAAUGACAAUGCCGACGGACCCUCCACACUAUCAUCUUUUGGCGGCCAAGAGGUCUCGCAUACAAUAUGGGGUCGACCACAGCGCCUACAUGAGUACGCUCGCUCGCGACUUCGGCGGGGCUCCGGGGCUGAUAGAGCUAUAUCGUCACCACGGAUUGCGCAUUCUACUUACCUAUUGCUUCGGUGCGUCUUUUGUCACAUUCUACCGAUUACUCGGCCCCUUCAAGUCGCCUGUUGCGCCGGAGAUUGCGGGAACAGAAUUAGCGGAGACAAUUCUUCGACGUGGAAUCAUUGGGAAUAUCUUCUUUGGGCUUAUACCUAUGUUGUUUUAUGGGAUGAUCAAUACAGUGGCCUUUUUACUCGAAAAGGUUGGGUUGAUACCUGCGGAGAGCAAGGUGGGCUGUAACUGGGCCGAGGGAAAUUAUGAGUAG
Messenger RNA from Penicillium canariense, 1779 nucleotides. Its product is annotated as flavin-containing monooxygenase. The transcript is spliced from 5 exons. The record is from RefSeq and is a predicted model, not a curated record. NCBI's taxonomy places the organism in Eukaryota, Fungi, Ascomycota, Eurotiomycetes, Eurotiales, Aspergillaceae. Gene Ontology annotation, molecular function: NADP binding; N,N-dimethylaniline monooxygenase activity; flavin adenine dinucleotide binding. The coding region runs from base 1 to 1779 and encodes 592 amino acids.